This is a messenger RNA of Plasmopara halstedii, 156 nucleotides long. RefSeq lists its product as uncharacterized. The record is from RefSeq and is a predicted model, not a curated record. Bases 1 to 156 code for a protein of 51 amino acids. The transcript has 2 exons. NCBI's taxonomy places the organism in Eukaryota, Oomycota, Peronosporomycetes, Peronosporales, Peronosporaceae.
AUGGUCCGCGGUCAGAAAGUGGACACGUCUAGCAGUGGUGUGCUUUUGUACUUGACGAACAUCGAGUUCCGUGAAUGUUUUGGAAGUGUGUAUGUCUUGCCCCGAUAUGACCAAUGUGCAAAUGUGAGUGUGUCGUGCAAGAGCCAGUCACGGUAG